Messenger RNA from Diaporthe batatas, 1080 nucleotides. RefSeq lists its product as uncharacterized. Gene Ontology annotation, biological process: steroid biosynthetic process. The coding region runs from base 1 to 1080 and encodes 359 amino acids. Gene Ontology annotation, molecular function: 3-beta-hydroxy-Delta5-steroid dehydrogenase (NAD+) activity. NCBI's taxonomy places the organism in Eukaryota, Fungi, Ascomycota, Sordariomycetes, Diaporthales, Diaporthaceae. The transcript has 2 exons. The record is from RefSeq and is a predicted model, not a curated record.
AUGGCUGAAUCAACCAGCAGCACACAAGAUACGCCUUCAUUCGGGCCUACCAUCGUCACCGGAGGUUGCGGCUUCACCGGGUCCCACAUGGUAGACGGUGUGACGUACCACUCAUGCGAUAUCUCGGUCUUGGAUGAGGUACAGGCCGUCUUUGACAAAGUUAGGCCGAAGGUCGUGUUCCAUAUGGCCUCUCCGGCCUCGAUCACCUGGCAGCACACGACGUUCCAGAAGGUCAACGUCGGCGGUGCUCACAACUUGGUUCUCGCCGCGAAGCGUGUUGGGACUGUCCACGCAUUUGUCUAUACAUCUUCCUCGACCGUCAUCCACAACGACAAGACGGGUGCCGUGAACCUCGACGAAUCCUAUCCCGUCCUGGGACGCGACGCUCAAACGAUGAUGUACAGCCUGACGAAAGGCGAGGCGGAGAUUGUGAUUCUUGCCGCCAACCGCGGGGCUGGCGAUAAUUCGAUGUUGACGGUCUCGAUCCGUCCACCCUUAAUCUUUGGGGAGCGGGACUUCGGCAUCGCGGGGAGGAUGAUCGAAAAUGCCCGCCAGGGCAGAGCACAUUAUCAAUUUGGGUCAGGCGAGAAUCUUACUGACGUCGUCUACAUAUCAAACCUGAUCGAUGCCCACAUUCUCGCCGCCGAGGCCCUGCUUCGCGCACACGGCAAGGCACCACCGCCACCGGAGGCACGAGUCGAUGGCGAGUCCUUCCUCAUAAUCAAUGAGAGGCCCACACCCUUCUGGUCUUUCCAGCGAGACAUCGUCGCAUCCGCAGGCUAUCCCGUCAAAGAAGAGGACAUUCGGACCAUUCCAUUUUGGCUCGCCUAUCUUAUCGCUGUCAUUAGUGAAUCGCUCACAUGGGCUAUCAGUCUGGGAAAGAGGAAGUCAAUUAUUACACGACAUACGUUCCGUGCCUCUACCAUAACGCGCACAUUCAAUGGCGAGAAAGCGAGGCGAGGUCUAGGCUACAAACCAAAAAUCAGCAUUGAGGAGGGAGUGGCGAGGACUGGCAGAUGGUUUCAGGAGCAUGAAAUGAAGCAGUCCGCGGAGGGCAAAAAAAAAAUGUCUAAUGCUUGA